GUGACGUGAUGCCCGUUGUUUGGGUCCGCCCGACCAAUGGGACGCGGCGGCUGGAUUCUACGGGAGCCGGGAUGGGCCCUUGGUGGCGGCGGCAGCAGGACUCUCCGCCGCCCAGCGUCACGCAUUGCGCAGGGCGCAGCAGCGCUGGGUCGUCCUGCGGCUUUAACAGCGCGGACAUGGACACCCCGCGGCACUUCCCGCCGGGCUUCGGCGCCGAGCAGCCGCCGCCGCAGGGCCCGGACAAGGCGGGCGCGGCGCCGCACAGCCCGUGCGUGCAGUGCAACAGCUGCGCCUACUACGGGGCGGCGGCGGCAGUGGGGGACAACCUGCCGCUGCUGCUCCGCACGUCCUCGCCGCUGUCGGGCGCCUUCCGCACGCACUCCUCGCCCCUCUUGUCCUCCGCCGCCUCGUCCCGCCAGGGCAGCCAGCUGAGCGUGAGCGAGCUGCCGCCCCCCAGCCAUGCCGGCGCGUGCAGGCAGUACCACGCGGCGCCGCACUACACGCCGUGCCCCGGCCGGCACCCGGCGGCCAGCCCCAGCAGUAGCGGCGGCAGCGGCGUCCAGCAGCAGCAGCAGCGCCGGGAGAGCAACCCCUUUACCGAAAUAGCCAUGAGCAGCUGCCGGUACAACGGCGGCGUCAUGCGGCCGCUCAGCCACCUGGGCUCGUCCCGCAGGAACCUGCACGAGCUGGACGCCGAGGCGCAGCCGCUGCAGCCGCCGCUCGCCAGCCCCAGCGCCGCCGCCCCGGAGAUCGUCGUGUCCAAGCCCGAGCACAACAACUCCAACAACCUGGCGCUGUACGGACCUGGCCCCGGCCCCGGCCCCGGCCCCGGCCCCGGCCCCGGCCCCGGCGCGGCGGGCGGCAGCCUGAGCAACAGCGGCAGCAAGUCGAGCAAGAAGAAGAACCAGAACAUCGGCUACAAGCUGGGGCACCGCCGCGCGCUCUUCGAGAAGCGCAAGCGCCUCAGCGACUAUGCGCUCAUCUUCGGCAUGUUCGGCAUCGUCGUCAUGGUCAUCGAGACCGAGCUGUCCUGGGGAGCCUACACCAAGGAGUCGCUGUAUUCAUUAGCUCUAAAAUGCCUUAUUAGCCUCUCCACGAUCAUUCUGCUCGGUCUUAUCAUUGUAUACCACGCCAGGGAAAUUCAGUUGUUCAUGGUGGACAAUGGAGCAGAUGACUGGAGAAUAGCCAUGACUUAUGAGCGUAUUUUCUUCAUCUGCUUGGAAAUCCUGGUGUGUGCUAUACAUCCCAUACCUGGGAACUAUACAUUCACAUGGACAGCCCGGCUUGCCUUUUCUUAUACUCCAUCCACAACAACAGCUGAUGUGGAUAUUAUUUUAUCUAUACCAAUGUUCUUAAGACUGUAUCUUAUUGCCAGAGUUAUGCUUUUACAUAGCAAACUUUUCACUGAUGCCUCAUCCAGAAGCAUUGGAGCAUUAAAUAAGAUAAACUUCAAUACACGUUUUGUUAUGAAGACUUUAAUGACAAUAUGUCCAGGAACUGUACUGUUGGUUUUUAGUAUAUCAUUAUGGAUAAUUGCUGCGUGGACUGUCCGGGCUUGUGAAAGGUACCAUGAUCAACAGGAUGUUACUAGCAACUUCCUUGGAGCAAUGUGGUUGAUUUCCAUUACCUUUCUGUCCAUUGGAUAUGGUGACAUGGUACCAAAUACCUACUGUGGGAAAGGAGUCUGUUUACUAACUGGAAUCAUGGGUGCUGGGUGCACUGCACUGGUGGUAGCUGUGGUUGCAAGGAAGUUAGAACUUACCAAAGCUGAAAAACAUGUGCAUAAUUUCAUGAUGGAUACCCAGCUAACUAAGAGAGUGAAAAAUGCAGCUGCCAACGUACUCAGGGAAACAUGGUUAAUUUAUAAAAAUACAAAGCUGGUUAAAAAGAUAGACCAUGCAAAAGUAAGGAAACAUCAACGCAAAUUCUUGCAGGCUAUUCAUCAAUUAAGAAGUGUAAAAAUGGAACAAAGAAAACUGAAUGAUCAAGCAAACACUUUGGUGGAUCUGGCAAAGACCCAAAACAUCAUGUACGACAUGAUUUCUGAUUUAAAUGAAAGAAGUGAAGAUUUUGAGAAGAGGAUCGUUACUCUGGAAACAAAAUUGGAAACUUUAAUUGGUAGCAUUCAAGCUCUUCCUGGACUGAUUAGCCAGACAAUCAGCCAGCAACAGAGGGAUUUCCUUGAAGCUCAGAUACAAAAUUAUGACAAGCAUGUUGCCUACAGUGCUGAGCGAUCACGGUCCUUGUCAAGAAGGAGGAGGUCCUCCUCCACAGCACCACCAACUUCAUCAGAGAGUAGCUAGAAGAGAAUAAGUUAACCACAAAAUAAAGACUUUUUGCCAUCAUAUGGUCAAUAUUUUAGCUUUUAUUGUAAAGCCCUAUGGUUCUAAUCAGUGUUAUCUGGGUUCUGAUGUCAGAAUCCUGGAAACCUGAACAUAAAGUUUUAGGCCAAAAUGAGUGAAAACUCUUUUUUUUUUUUUUUUCUUCCCUUUCAGAUGCACAGUGAAUGCACCUAUUAUUGCUAAAUAGAUUGUUCCUCCUGUAAUUUCACUAACUUUUUAUUCAUGCACUUCAAACAAACUUUACUACUAUAGUAUAUGAUAUAAUAAAAGGUUAAUUUCUGCACAUAUUUGCUUAGUCACAUUGACUUUAACGUUUUAAAGAUUUACUCGACAUAGGCCAAAUAUUGAACAUUAUUUUAAUCGAGGGAAACCUGAAUUUAAGCUCAAUAAUCUUUCACGCUGAAUAUUGACCAUAACAUUUAUUUUCUCAUAGAGGGAAAAAUGAAUGCUUAUCCAGAAAUGACACAGUUUAUAAUGGAUGUUUAGUCACUUUAAGGGGACAUUGUUGACUUGAAUUUUUUUUAAGCAAUUUAAAAAAAAUUGAUUUCCAAUAGAAGUUGCUUUAUAAGACAAGUAAUGGAGUUUUUACAAUCAGCUUUGAAGUUCUUUUAAGUAUUUUUCUGAUUGUGCAUUUACAUUUAAGGGUUUCUUAACAGGGAGAAUCAGGGUAACUUCCUAUACACAAAAACAUCAAAAUGGACUAUAAGUAAAGUACUAUAGAAAGUAAACGCAUUGACCAAGACAAAAAUUAAAUUUCAGCUAAUUUGUUCAGUUGUACUCUAUUUAGUAGGGAUUUGUAACUGUGACAAAGAAAAGAUAGCCAAAUAGAAACAUGGUUUUUGAGUUGAUAGUGUCCCUUUAAAAAAAUCCAGUGCAUUUUGUAUUUGGGUUUUAAAAGGCUUUUGUUGUUGUCAUAAACUCUGUGGUGAUUGGAUCAAAAGUUGCAGACAAGAGCCUACAUUUCAGUGUUAUAACAACGCAGUCAUAAAUAGCACAUCAUGUUUACCCUAUUGGUUUCAACUACAUAGCAAAUUAACAUAGAGAAAUAGUAUGGAUGAACCUAAGUGCCUCUUUAUGAAGCAGUUGUUGGAAGUUUACCUUCCAGGUGAUGGAACUAAACUCAUAGGUACUGCAUAACUUUCCUUACAUUCACGAAUAGUAGGUAUUCUGCAGUGUUAAAAAUUAAGCUGUAUACAUUUUGACAGUGCUCUGUUUGGCUUUUCUACUGUUUAUGCUGAUUUUUAGCAUAUGGAACACAGGAGUUACUUAUACAUUUAUAAAUAUAGGAUGUUAGCCAUAGUAUCAUCUUUACCUAUAAAUUGACAGCAUCUACCACAAGUGACUAAUUUUGGUAAGUAUAGAUGUCUUUUUUUAAAAUAAAAUAUUUAUUAAAUCUGUCUACAUAAGAGUUAUGUGCAUUUACAAGGAAAUUAAGGGUUGUUCUAUGGAAAGAAUGUGUGAUUCAUUCUCUUUAAAUUAGUUUUAGCAAAUGUUUAAAGGGAAUUUCUGUUCCCAUCUUAGAAAUACAGAGACAUUUGAAGGCCCUGGCCCUGCCAUAAUUGAUGCCCUAAUGCAGAGACCUAGAAUUCUCUGCUGUUAUUUACCAGUGCCCUUUGUAUUGGCAUGUAGCACAGAGAAAUGAGGAUCAUUUCUUCUUGGCAACUAACUAUUAAUUGCCAACUUCUUGUUUUAUUCAGCUGUGAACACCUGUGCGGUACAGGUAGGGGUAGGCAUUUGACCAUAUAUGCCUUAUCACAGGCACAUCUCAGAAUAGACUGCAGGACAUUUAUUUCUGCCACUCUAAGAAACAGACUAACUACUCCUCUGAGCAAGUGACAUGCUAGGCAGUUUGCUUUAGAGCUAGCUGUGCCCUUUGUUCUUUGAGCCUUAAUCCUCACUAACUAUAGUGCCUGCUUCAAGAUAUGAGAUGGGUGUAGUUGCCAGAACGCUUUUGGUCGUCACUAUCCUGCACUGGCAUAUCUUCUUUUUAGUAUUCAUCCUGAACAAGUUUUUUAGGCAACAACAUUUCCUGCCCCCACAGUCCAGUUCCCCAUAUAGGAGUUGCUGGGGUAUUUGUGUAUCAUCCAUCUGAGCAAUGUGGCUAGCUGACUGAAGCUGGGUAAUCUUUAUCAAUUCAUAUACAGCCAGUAUUCUGCAGAACUUUUUCAUUAGUUAUCUUGUCAUAGCAACACACUUGGAGUAGGGCACAAAGGUACUUGUGUUGGAACUUGGUCAGCUGAUGAAUGUGUACCAUCUAUACAACUUCCACGUUUCAUGACUUUACAAAGAUAUGGUACAUGUGACAACAUUGCACACUUUUACUUUAUUUGGAGAGCUCUGUCACACAUUGUUUCCAAAGGCUCCACCAGCUUUCUGAACUUAUGAGACAGUUUCCCCCUCUAUGCUGGUAUGAUUAUUCAAAGCACUUCCAGGAUAAAGUGAAUGACCAGAAGUUCAAAUCUACCAGCAGAUACAGAAGGAACAGUAUAUUGUACCCCAGGUCCUGGAAGACAUGCAAUCUCAUUUCUCCUCAGCUCGUCCAAAGCUAGUUACAGAGGUUGUGAAGCUGUCUGCCAGCAGCUGAAGAUCUCGCUUGGCGCAGGCCAGCAGCACAAGAAAAAUGAGGACCAGGAUGUCCGUAAUGUUGGCAGUCGAUUUCAGAAGAACCAGGAAUGGCCAGACUUAUAAAGCAACAGGAAAACCAAUAUGAUCUGGGGUCUGGAGAGCUACUACCAUAUCGUGAACAUGACACAGUGUACGUAUCCGUGGAAACUGGUUGCAAAGAGCAAGAGCAUCUCAUGGCAUUUCUCUGAAGUCACUACAGACAAACCUAUACUGAGAAGGAAUAAGCACCAUCUUCUCCAGCUUUGAGAGAAAGGAGAUAAAGGGCACCGAGUCUGCCAUUUUCCUUGAGUCUUGGGUGACAGCCACAACUGGUUAAGACAACAAAGCCCCAGGGUGUAUACUGCCAGAAUGAACCAGCUUAAUGCUUUGUGACAGUAGUUGCCUGUUCAGCUGUACUUUCAUGUCUCUCAUGAAAGAUCAGUACAAGUGAAAGAAUAUAGGCUGUACCUCAGAAGAUAAAACAUUAAGUUUUAUAAGUUUAGUUAGUAAGUGGGUCAUACAUUUUGGAAUUAUCAUGGUGUUUAAGUGUUCAUUUUGGCUUGGAAAGGAAGGUGUAGUAUUGGGAACUGUACUACUAGUGACUUAGCUUCGGGACACAAAGCUCGGGGACAAGCUGCAGAAGCCUCCAUUCUGUUAUGCAGGGACAAUGGAACUGGUUAUGGAAUAAAGAGCAUCUUUGGGGCCCGAAGUGACUUCUGUGCACCCUACUUCUGAGCAGUACUUAUUACUCUGCCUUAACCAACUUUUGUCUUUGGUGAACCCAACUCAGUGAUUAUGUACAAAUUCCGUGUUGGUAAAUAAAACCUAGAAAAAUCCAAGAGCAGCAAGAUUCGUUUAGGAAUAUCUUUCAUUGGACCAAUUCUACAAGAAAGGUGUCUUAGCAUGGUAUGCACGAAACCAAAAGAACUAACAUUGCACCAAACUGCUCUGUAGGUAUUUUCAAUAUGUUCUGAGAAUAUGGUAUAUACGACUUGUUGCUUUGAUCUAGGACAUGUGCCAGAUCCUUUUAUGUUCUGUCAAUAAAAGUCAUCACAUUUACUCUUCUAA
This is a messenger RNA of Alligator mississippiensis (American alligator), 6014 nucleotides long. RefSeq names its product potassium calcium-activated channel subfamily N member 2 (gene KCNN2). The transcript has 9 exons. The record is from RefSeq and is a predicted model, not a curated record. Gene Ontology annotation, cellular component: plasma membrane; neuron projection; neuronal cell body. Gene Ontology annotation, biological process: potassium ion transmembrane transport. The coding region runs from base 9 to 2303 and encodes 764 amino acids. Gene Ontology annotation, molecular function: calmodulin binding; small conductance calcium-activated potassium channel activity. NCBI's taxonomy places the organism in Eukaryota, Metazoa, Chordata, Crocodylia, Alligatoridae.